This is a messenger RNA of Sipha flava (yellow sugarcane aphid), 3001 nucleotides long. RefSeq names its product probable ATP-dependent RNA helicase DDX46 (gene Prp5). Gene Ontology annotation, cellular component: nucleus. NCBI's taxonomy places the organism in Eukaryota, Metazoa, Arthropoda, Insecta, Hemiptera, Aphididae. The transcript is spliced from 15 exons. The record is from RefSeq and is a predicted model, not a curated record. Bases 1 to 2955 code for a protein of 984 amino acids. Gene Ontology annotation, molecular function: nucleic acid binding; RNA helicase activity; ATP binding. Gene Ontology annotation, biological process: mRNA splicing, via spliceosome.
AUGGUUCGUAGUGGAAAUGAUAGACUUCAUCGUAAGAGAUCAAGAAGUCGUUCUCGUAGUCCUCGCAGGCAUCGUCGUAGUCGAUCGCGGUCAAGAUCUCCUCGUCAUAAGAUACACAAAUCAACGAGGGAUAGGAAAAAGUCAAGAUCUCCUCGCCGUUCUCGUUCACCACGUAAUAAAAGAAAGUCACCAGAGCGUAAACUUGAAGAAGUACCUUUUGAUCCAACCAAUCCAGAUAAGGAAACCGAACAAAAAAAGCUUGAAUUAGAAAUGCAAAAACGGAGAGAACGUAUUGAGCGUUGGAGAGCAGAGCGAAAAAAAAAAGAAUUAGACAAUGUUAAGAAAGAUGUACGAACUACUAUCAUGUCUAAUCUACAAAUACCAUCAAAAAAAUGGAAUUUAGAAGAUGACAGUGAUGAAGAAGAAGAUGGAAAAAAUAAUGCAGAAAAAAUUGUUGAAGAAGAAGAAAUUGAUCCUUUAGAUGCUUUUAUGCAGGGCGUUCAAGAAGAAGUGCGUAAGGUUAAUAAAGUUGAUGGACAUCGAAGUAAUAUAUCUGAAAAAAAUUUCUCUAAUGAUCUUAAACAAAAUCCAGGAGUUGACACUACUAGUUCUGGAGUUGUAAUUGUAUCUGGAGUAGCAAAAAAAAAGGAUAACAACACCAGAGGUGAACUCAUAGAACAAAAUCAAGAUGCUUUAGAAUAUUCGUCUGAAGAAGAACAAGAAGAUUUGAAUAUAGCAGCUGCUAGUUUAGCAAAUAAACAAAAAAAAGAAUUGCCUAAAAUUGAUCAUGCUGGCAUGAGUUAUUUACCAUUUAGAAAAAAUUUUUAUGUUGAAGUACCAGAAAUAACACGUAUGACUACUGAAGAAAUUGAAAAAUAUAAAGAGGAAUUAGAAGGUGUUCGAGUAAAAGGUAAAGGCUGUCCACGUCCGAUAAAAGUAUGGGCUCAUUGCGGUGUCAGCAAAAAAAUAAUGGAUAAUUUAAAAAAACAUAAUUAUGAAAAACCUACACCAAUUCAAGCACAAGCUAUUCCUGCUAUUAUGUCAGGGCGUGAUCUUAUUGGUAUUGCAAAAACUGGAAGUGGAAAAACUCUGGCAUUUUUAUUGCCAAUGUUUAGGCAUAUUAUGGAUCAGCCUCCUUUAGAAGAUACUGACGGACCAAUUGCUAUUGUUAUGGCACCCACAAGAGAACUAUGCAUGCAGACUGGAAAAGAAGCCCGUAAAUUUACUAAAAGCUUAGGGUUAAGAGUUGUAUCAGUUUAUGGUGGUACUGGAAUAUCGGAACAAAUUGCUGAAUUAAAACGGGGAGCUGAAAUUAUUGUUUGUACACCUGGUAGAAUGAUAGAUAUGUUGGCUGCAAAUAAUGGUAGAGUUACCAAUUUAAGAAGAGUGACGUAUGUGGUAUUAGAUGAAGCAGAUCGUAUGUUUGACAUGGGAUUUGAACCACAAGUAAUGAGAGUAAUUGAUAAUAUACGUCCUGAUCGUCAAACUGUUAUGUUUAGUGCUACGUUUCCUCGUCAAAUGGAAGCUUUAGCAAGACGAAUAUUACAAAAACCAGUUGAAGUACAAAUUGGAGGCAGAAGUGUUGUAGCCAAAGAAGUUGAACAACAUGUAAUUAUUGUUGAAGAAGAACAGAAAUUUAUGAAAUUACUUGAAGUAUUGGGAAUAUAUUAUGAAAAAGGUAGCUGUAUUGUUUUUGUGGAUACUCAUGAAAAUGCAGAUACUUUACUACAAAAGUUGCUGAAAGCUUCAUAUCCCUGUAUGUCUUUACAUGGUGCUAUUGAUCAAUAUGACAGAGAUAGUACAAUAGUUGAUUUUAAAAGUGGUCAAGUGAAGUUGUUGGUGGCAACAUCUGUUGCAGCCAGAGGAUUAGAUGUCAAAGAUUUAAUAUUGGUUGUUAAUUAUGAUUGUCCAAAUCAUUAUGAAGAUUAUGUUCAUAGGUGUGGCAGAACUGGAAGGGCAGGUAAUAAAGGAUUUGCUUACACAUUAGUUUCCCCUGACCAAGAAAGAUUUGCUGGUGAUUUAAUAAGAGCUCUAGAAACAUCAAAUGUUCAAGUACCAGAAUCAUUAAGGACAAUGUGGUUACGCUAUCAAGCAAAACAAGCAGCUGAAGGAAAACAAGUUCACACCGGUGGUGGUUUUAGUGGGAAAGGAUUUAAAUUUGAUGAAACAGAAGCUGUUAUGGCUAAUGAAAAGAAAAAAUUACAGAAAGCUGCCCUUGGACUUCAAGAUUCUGAUGAUGAAGAUAUUGAAGGAGAUAUUGAUCAACAAAUUGAAACAAUGCUUGCUCCAAAACGAAUUGUGAAAGAAGUUAAAGCUAGUGCUAUAGGAUUUCCAAAUUUUACUGGUUUAAUGGAAGUUAAUGGAACUCCUCAAGCAUCAGAAAGACUUGAAUUGGCUAAACGUUUAGCUUCUCGCAUUCAUAUAGCUAAGAAUCUUGGUCCAGAUGCUAAAGGUGCUUCACAACAAACGGCAGAAGCUAUAUUUAAAGGCGGACUUGCUAGUUCUCAACCAGUCAUUACUGCCAAGACUGUUGCUGAACAAUUAGCUGCUAAAUUAAACACACGCCUUAAUUAUCAACCUAAAGAUGAAGAUGGUGAGAGUGAAUGUGGAGAUGGUCAAGAAGCUGGAAUGGAAGAAACAUUUAGAAAGUAUGAAGAAGAAUUAGAAAUUAAUGAUUUCCCUCAACAAGCUAGGUGGAGAGUUACUUCUAAGGAGGCUUUAGCACAAAUAUCAGAAUAUUCAGAAGCUGGUAUAACAGUUCGAGGUACUUAUUAUCCACCACCUAAAAAUCCUCCUGAUGGAGAGCGUAAACUGUUCUUAGCUAUUGAAAGUACUGAUGAAUUGGCUGUUUCUAAAGCCAAAAUAGAAAUUACACGUCUUAUAAAAGAAGAAUUAUUGAAAAUGCAAACUUCUGCACAUCAUAUGGUUAAUAAGGCUCGAUAUAAAGUCUUAUAAUUACUAUUGUAAUAUUUUUUUAUUAAUAAAUUACAUUUUCUUUUCA